UUCCGUUCCCUAUCAAUCAAACUAUCUGGGCCGCACGAGAAAAUGCCCCGGGGCGAGCAGCGCGGACCUAGUCCGGGCAGCGGAGGCUGCUUUAGGAUGGGAAGCAAGAAGCGGCAGAGCUCCGGGAAGAUAUAUAUAAAAAAAUGUAUACAGGAGGAGGAAGGAAGAAGGAGGAGGAGGGGGGUGAAAAAAAUAUGUCGGCGUUUUUUGGGGGAGCAGAGGAGGAGGACGGAGGAGAAGGAGAAAGGGGAGAAGCGAGGCCCGGCUGCUGUGCCGUUAGCGCGGCGGCGGAGGGGAGCAGAGAGGGCGGCUGUCCCCGCCGCCGCCGCCGCCUGAUUGAUUGACUGAUGCGGGGAGGAUUUUAAGGAGCGAGCCUGGCGCUGCGGAGCCAGUGAUUUAUUCAUCCAACCGCCAUUACUGUCAAGCGAGCCGCUGGGUCACGAAGCCGAGCCGAGCCGAGCCGAGCUAUGUCGGCCGCCUGUCCCUGCUCCCUAUAAUGCCCCAGUGUUUGCAGCCUCUGCAGUGAACGUGAUGGCAGCCCAGUCGGUUUCCAUAGACAAGUACCCAAAGGGAGAGCAGCAGAUGCAAGGUGUGGCGUCGGUAGACAGCGACUCGGAGCAGAAGUUCAUCGAGGGGACGUUGGCGGAGGUGCCGAGCCCGGCGCCCACGGAGCCGCAGACACCCAUGGACGCCGACAAAGCCUCCAUAUAUCGACACCCCCUGUUCCCGCUCCUCGCUCUGCUGUUUGAGAAGUGCGAGCAGUCGACAAUGAGCUCCGACUGCAUCACCUCGGCCAGCUUCGACGUCGACAUCGAGAACUUUGUCCGCAAUCAGGAGAAGGAGGGCAAACCGUUCUUCAGUGAGGACCCCGAGCUCGACAGCCUGAUGGUGAAGGCCAUCCAGGUUCUGCGGAUCCACCUGCUGGAGCUGGAGAAGGUGAGCGACCUGUGUAAGGACUUCUGCAGUCGGUACAUCGCGUGUCUGAAGACGAAGAUGAACAGUGAGACUCUGCUGAGCGGCGACCCGGGCAGCCCGUACUCACCUGUACAGGGUCAGGUCCAGAACUUCUCACCCACCAAGACUCAGACGCCCAGCUCCAUCUCGGGGACCAUCAGUCCUCAGGGUCAGAUCGUGGUGCCGGCGUCGGCCCUGCAGCAGGGGAACGUUACCGUGACAGCCGUCAACCCCACCCAGGUGGUCGCAGGUAUGUCACCAUGGCAUACGACCGCUCCCUCAGGUGGUACAGUGUACCAGCCUGUCACAGUCGUCACUCCUCAGGGUCAGGUGGUCACACAGGCUCUGUCUCCGGGGACGAUACGCGUCCAAAACAAUCAGCUCCAGCUGCAGUUCCAUCAGGACUUGAAUCUCUUCAAUCACGACGACAACUCAACCAAGAACAAACGCGGCGUUCUACCCAAACACGCCACCAACGUGAUGCGCUCGUGGCUCUUCCAGCACAUCGGGCACCCGUAUCCGACAGAGGACGAGAAGAAACAGAUCGCCACUCAGACAAACCUGACGCUGCUGCAGGUCAACAACUGGUUUAUAAACGCACGGAGGCGGAUCCUGCAGCCCAUGUUGGACGCCAGCUCCUCCGAGACACCGAAAGCCAAGAAGAAGACGCCUCAGAACCGGCCACUGCAGCGCUUCUGGCCCGACUCCAUUGCCGCGGGGGGAGGCACUCACCAGCAGGUUACCAUGCCAGACGGUACGAUGGUGACCAUGAACAUGGAGGGCCUGCAGAGCCUGACGUCAGACGGCGCCACGCUGGCGGUACAGCAGGUGAUGCUGGGAGGCCACAGCGAAGACGAGUCGGGGGACAGCGGAGACGAGGACGACGACGCAGACAUGGCCGGGCUGGGCCUGGACAACAGCGACUCAUUGCAGUAGAGGACACACUCCCUCCCUCCUUCUCACACACACACACACACACACACACACACACACUCUGAUCGACAUAAACACACAUUAGGUUUACAUAGAGCACAAAAAGUCCAGGACGCCGUCCCCGCGAUGAUGACGGGCCGAUGGCGGUCCUGCUCUCUUCCAAACCCUCCUCCACCCUGCUGAACGGCGGUUUGUGCUGCGUGUGUGCGUUUCAUUUCAGAAACCGUUUUCUAAUUAUUUAGUUGACGUAUGCGAGUGCACUUUUUGUAUAUUUAAGCUGGAAAAGAUUCAAACAAACAAACGGACGAAGAAGAAACAAAAAAAAGAAGUGUUAAAACACGCAGAGCUCCGUUACUAAAUGUUGACUGAUUUAAUGUUUCUGUUGCUCCCCGUCCUCCCUCGGUUGAAUCAUUUUUUUUGGAUGCCAACACUCUUUAAAGUCGUACCUGUGCGAGGUUUGUCUUCACUUUUUUGCAUGCUUGUGUUUUGAGUAGAUGUGCGCACUCUUUACGACUCGACUCAAACGUGGAGAGAACGAAAACUUAAAAAAAAAACACAAAAAAAUAAAAGAGGAGAGAUGCUUAUUUUUAUAUAUGAACAUAUGGAAAAAAAUUAGUGUUUCAUUUUUUUGUGUUCUCCUGUUUUGUAAGAAUAUUUAUGUACAGAUUCAUAAUUAAAGCUAGCCGCCCUGUUUUUUUCAGGGCGCUUUGAAGUUUUCUAAAAAACAGAAAUUGAAUGCUGACGAUAAAAAAAAAAAAAGGAUUUAAAAUUGGUUUUAAACUCU
Larimichthys crocea (large yellow croaker) is the source of this 2671-nucleotide messenger RNA. It is a transcript of the gene pknox1.1, whose product is annotated as pbx/knotted 1 homeobox 1.1. NCBI's taxonomy places the organism in Eukaryota, Metazoa, Chordata, Actinopteri, Sciaenidae. The record is from RefSeq and is a predicted model, not a curated record. The transcript has 11 exons. Gene Ontology annotation, molecular function: DNA binding. Gene Ontology annotation, biological process: regulation of DNA-templated transcription. The coding region runs from base 532 to 1890 and encodes 452 amino acids.